Molecule: messenger RNA, 219 nt
Organism: Penicillium waksmanii
Lineage: Eukaryota; Fungi; Ascomycota; Eurotiomycetes; Eurotiales; Aspergillaceae
Exons: 2
Coding region: 1-219 (72 amino acids)
Source: RefSeq, a predicted model, not a curated record
AUGGUUCAUGAUAAGAGGUCAACCAUUGAAAACGCAGACAAAUGCAAUCAGGCACUUCAACGUCAGACCGUCAGAGUAGGGUCAGACACUGGAUCUGGAGACUGGAGACUGGUCUGGAUCUUCGAGAAGUCGCCAAUCUCUCCACAUUACGUGGGAUUACUCAAAGCGGUAUUCCAGCCCAAUACCAAGCAGAGGGCAGAGAUUGGCAUGAAGUCAUAG